Molecule: messenger RNA, 564 nt
Organism: Apiotrichum porosum
Lineage: Eukaryota; Fungi; Basidiomycota; Tremellomycetes; Trichosporonales; Trichosporonaceae
Exons: 2
Coding region: 1-564 (187 amino acids)
Biological process (GO): translation
Cellular component (GO): mitochondrial large ribosomal subunit
Molecular function (GO): structural constituent of ribosome
Source: RefSeq, a predicted model, not a curated record
AUGCGCCCGACGUUCUCGCUCCAGGGCGCCUCGCGUCUCCCGCUCACCACCAAGCGCGGAAACAAGGACUACUACAAGGGCACCCGCCAGGCCUACGUCCCCGGCCAGCCCGGUCGCAGGACAGGUGUCCCCGGUCACCACGUCAUUCGCGGCAAGGCAAAGUUCCGUGUCGAGGACGAGAAGGUCCGCUUCUACGUCGGUCCUGGUGCCGAGGCAUUUGAGAACACUACUCUCAAGCCCUACGUCUCCACCUUUAUGAGCAUAAACCUGCCUUCGCUGGGCACGUUUGGCCCCAUGGCCCCCAAGGGCGUCACCGAGCAUACCUUUUCCAAGUGGUACCAGGGCUUGUCGGUGGUCGAGCGCAACGCGCUCAUCCAGCACCAGCGCAGCACGUGGUACAGCAACCUCGUCGGCACCAAGAGGUUUGCCGGCCCCAAGUACCAGCCAAGCAAGAAGGAGCUCGCGGCGCGUGCCGCCGAGGCCAAGGCGCUGGAGCGCGAGCAGCGGAAGAUUGACGCGGACGUCACCAACAACACCACCACCACCACCAGGCCCACCGUCUAG